Molecule: messenger RNA, 1629 nt
Organism: Daphnia carinata
Lineage: Eukaryota; Metazoa; Arthropoda; Branchiopoda; Diplostraca; Daphniidae
Product: protein C3orf33 homolog
Exons: 5
Coding region: 63-737 (224 amino acids)
Source: RefSeq, a predicted model, not a curated record
GUUUUAAAUAUAACUAAAAAAGUAAAUAAACAAUUGUUAACAAAAUAGAAACAGUAAACAACAUGAAGAAACCAACCGAUUUGGAAUCAAGGAUCCUCGAAAUACUUGACAGUAACAUUAGAUUAAUUCAGUAUUCGGUGUACACCGUGGGUUUGAUUGGUCUGGCAAUCAUUGCCAGAAGUACCCAUAUCUUUAAUAAGUUUACAUCAGCUAAAAGUGUUCCGAGAGAAUUCAUUAGAAAAGCAGUGAAGUUGCAGGGGAAAGUAAAUGGAAUUGAAUAUUGCCAGCUUCCUCUUCAACAAGUGGAAGGACAUCAGCCAAACUAUGCCCUUAGAUUUAAUGUUGAGCACAUCCCAAUUGCACGACUAUUGCCAUGGAAAGACAGAAAGGCCCUGGAGAAAUCUUUCUUGUUGGACAUUGAAUUAGUUGGAGUACACCUGACUACUCUUGAAGGAGUAGAUAAUCUAAUCAAGAUUCCUGUAGAAUCAAAUCCCACAAUUUGGUUUAGGCUGUAUGGUUUGAACUGUGAGACAAAUCACAUAUAUGCUUCUAUUUUCUUAAAAAGGGCAUGGUGGAAAUUCUGGGUUGAGAGAGAUCUUGCCUUGAUUAUUCUGAAACAGAACAAAGGAAUAGUUUCCCCAUACUUAACUAACAGCCAGCAUAUCUACUUUAACGAGAAAUAUCCUGCAUAUUACAGGAAGUUAUUGUACUGUGAAAUCAAGUACAGGAAAUUAUAAUUGAAACAGUGUAAGAGAAAUUAAAGUGUUCACUCAGAAAACCAAAACUACUUUGGCACUUAACUGCGCUUCAUCACCUUUCAUAAGGCAGUACUAAUAGAACCCUUUCGAAAUUCAAGCAGAGCCUUAAGGUCAUCUAUCUGUUUCUGGACUGCCCUUCGACUUGUUCCACCCGUGACUUGAUACUGCUCCACGCUGUGCUCGUAAUUCCAGAUGUUUGUAACGGAUGGAUCAUCAAAUACCGAGCUGAAAUUGCGUAAUAAGAUUUCUAGAACAUGCAACAUAGUUGCCACGUGUAAAUAAUGAUACGAAACCUGAUGGACUGCAAAUCUUCAAGAGUUAAUGCUGCAAUAUCUUUAUGCUGGGUCUCGGCCAUUGCUACAAUCUUUCCAACGGUUACGUGAGCAUCGCGAAAAGGCACCUGCAUGUGCAACAAACCGUUUUAUGCAUGGCAUGUGUAAUAAAAUUGUGUUUAUAUUUACGCCUCUUCGCACUAGAUGGUGAGGGUAAAAAAAUAGCCAACGUUCCGAGUAAGCGGCUUGCGAGAUUGUUUGUACCUUUAAAGUGGAAAGAAUCCCAGCAGCGACUUGAAGAGUACAGAACAAAUUGUCCACAACAUCAAACAGAGCCUCUUUAUCCUCUUGUAAGUCCUUGUUGUAGGCCGAUGGUAAUCCUUUUAGGACCAUAGAGAAACCUGCCAUCUGAAAAAAAGAAUUUCAAACUUGUAGACAAUAUGAUAAUCUUAUCAGGUAAUCUACCUGUCCAAAUAUUCUUCCAGCUUUAGCUCGAAUCAGUUCUAAUCCAUCUGGGUUUCUUUUUUGUGGCAUUAAACUGCUUCCUGUACUAUAUGCGUCCGCUGUGAACAAAACGAAUAAAUUGCAAAACAAUCAAA